AUGGCUGGAGAGCCUCCUGCAAAGCGCCGCCAGCUUCCAUUCAAGCCUCCCAGCCGCACUGCCAGCGAUUCAAAUACCGCGAAGGCCGGUCCGUCGACCGACAAAGGCAAAAGUACUAAUGCCAGCAAACCAGCCGCCUCUCGAGCACCCUCAUCGGCAGCGGUUGCAUCUAGUUCGAAGGCCACAAAGCCAAGUAAUGAUACCUUGGCAUCUUCUAGCAAAAGGCCGAAUGCCUCGAAGGGGAGGCUCGCCACUCCGUCCGAAUUUGACUCCGACUCCGAAUCUGAAGUCGAGGAGACGUUCAAUACCAUACGCGAACGCCCGCUCUCCGAAGAGCCGGAUUAUAUCCUGGCAGAGAUCACGUCGAAGAAGCCAGAUCGGGACAUCGAAUCGGACAAGCCUCUUAUCACCAAACUGCUGCACCACCAUUUCAAGAACGAUAAAACACGCAUUGCCAAGGACGCCGACGCCGUCGUGGCCAAAUAUGUGGAUACGUUCGUUAGAGAGGCAAUUGCACGAGCAGCCCUAGAGAGCCGGACAAAUGAGAAAAAAGGCGAUCGUCGUGCUGAUGGUUUUCUGGAGGCGGAGGACCUCGAACUGCUUACCCCCCAGCUGGUGAUGGACUUUUAA
Molecule: messenger RNA, 630 nt
Organism: Penicillium chermesinum
Lineage: Eukaryota; Fungi; Ascomycota; Eurotiomycetes; Eurotiales; Aspergillaceae
Product: CENP-X/MHF2 family protein
Exons: 3
Coding region: 1-630 (209 amino acids)
Biological process (GO): resolution of meiotic recombination intermediates; kinetochore assembly; DNA repair
Cellular component (GO): FANCM-MHF complex; Fanconi anaemia nuclear complex
Source: RefSeq, a predicted model, not a curated record